Messenger RNA from Adelges cooleyi (spruce gall adelgid), 1014 nucleotides. It is a transcript of the gene e(y)2, whose product is annotated as enhancer of yellow 2 transcription factor. Gene Ontology annotation, cellular component: SAGA complex; DUBm complex; nuclear pore. The transcript has 3 exons. The coding region runs from base 248 to 547 and encodes 99 amino acids. Lineage: Eukaryota; Metazoa; Arthropoda; Insecta; Hemiptera; Adelgidae. The record is from RefSeq and is a predicted model, not a curated record. Gene Ontology annotation, molecular function: transcription coactivator activity; chromatin binding. Gene Ontology annotation, biological process: poly(A)+ mRNA export from nucleus; positive regulation of DNA-templated transcription; regulation of transcription by RNA polymerase II.
UAACAGUAAACUUAUUAUAAUUCAUUUAUAAACAAAUAACCAUGAACUAAGUUAAAUUUUAAUAAAAUACAAUAAUUAAAUAUUACAUUUUUAGUUUUAUGAAAAACAUAAGUAGUUAUUAAGUGUUUUGCUUGUAUUGUAAAUAUUAGAUUGGUAACAAUAAAAAACGGUGGAUUAUGAUCAGAUAAAGUUGAAAUACUUAAACAGUUAAGCUUAUAUUUAACAAACAGAACUUAACGAAUGAAAGAUGUCUCAAAAUGAAGUAAAUCUUGAAGAUGAACAAAAAUUCAAGUCGUUAUUGUGUCGGAGACUAGUUGAAUCAGGUUGGUUAGAUGAAGUUACUAUAUUGUGUAAAGAAAAGUUGAAGGAACGAUUAUCGAAAGGACAGUCUGUGAGGUCAAUAACUGAAAAUGAUUUAUUCAAUGAUAUUGCCCCAGAUGCUAGAAGAAAGUUACCAGAUACAAUAAAAAGAGAGCUGAAGGUAAAAGUGCAGAAUCAUUUGUUACAAACUGCAGGAUAUUUCGAUGAUACUGACAGUGAAUCAUAAAAAGUUUAAUUUAAAAAAUAUUUUUUAUCUUAGAACAUGUAAAAUAUGUUUUUAAUGUAACUAAAAGGUCGAGAGUGUAAAUAAUUCAAGUUAAUACAUAGAAGAUAUUUUUUUUUUAUAAUUUUAUGAUGUCUAUGUUUAUACACUUAAAUUUUUUUAUUUUUAUGAGAAUUUAGUACAAUAUUUUAAAAUUGAACUGUAAUUUUUUAUUUAUGUACUUCUAUAUAAAUUAAAAAUUCUACAAGUCUGUGGUCAAGUGGCUAGAAAUACAGGGUUCUUAGGCACAUAAAAUCAUGAUUUUAUUCCCCGGUAACCAAAAUAUAUUUUAAUAGUCAUUACUCAUUAGCGUCAGGUCUCUGAAGCAAGCCGGCCAAAAUUCCAUAAACCCAAUAUUAUUAUUUUUUAUCGAAGUAUAAUCAUAAAAAAAAUAUUUUAUAAUAGUGCUGGUAAAGAAAAAUGUUAUUAUG